This is a messenger RNA of Trichoplax adhaerens, 927 nucleotides long. RefSeq lists its product as uncharacterized. Gene Ontology annotation, molecular function: protein binding. Bases 1 to 927 code for a protein of 308 amino acids. Lineage: Eukaryota; Metazoa; Placozoa; Uniplacotomia; Trichoplacea; Trichoplacidae. The record is from RefSeq and is a predicted model, not a curated record. The transcript is spliced from 4 exons. Gene Ontology annotation, cellular component: kinesin complex.
AUGAAGAGGCUAUUUCUAUUCUUUGAUCAUAAUCAUCCCGAUAUUGCCAAAUCGUAUAACAAUAUCGGAGCUGCAUAUUUGAAUCAAGGAAAGCAUGAAGAGGCUAUUUCUAUAUAUGAGAAGUCACUUAAAGUUACAUUUUCAGUCUUCGGUCAUAAUCAUCCUGAUGCUGUAAAAUUAUAUAACAAUUUACGAAAUGGGUGUUUUGAUCAAGGCAAGCAUGAAGAGGUCAUUUCUAUAUAUGAGAAGUCACUCGAAAUUAGAUUGUCAGUCUUAGGUCGUAAUCAACCGCAUGUUGCUACAUCAUAUAACAAUCUGGGAAAUGUGCGCUUGCAUCAAGGCAAGUAUGAAGAGACUAUUUCUAUGUAUGAGAAGUCGCUCAAAAUAAGAUUACCAGUCUUUGGUCUUAAUAACCUUGAUGUUGCCAAAUUAUAUAAUAACAUGGGAAUUGCAUGUAGAUAUCAAGGCAAGCAUAAAGAGGCUAUUUCUACGUUUGAGAAAUCUCUAAAAAUUGCAUUGUCAGUCUUAGGUCAUAAUCACCCGGAUGCUGCUGUAUCAUAUGGUAACAUAGGAGAGGCACUUUGUAAUCAAGGAAAUGUUUAUGAUGAUCAAGGCAAGCAUGAAGAGGCAAUUUUUAUGUACGAAAAGUCACUCAAAAUUACAUUAUUAGUCUUUGGUCAUAAUCAUCCCGAUGUUGUCAAAUCAUAUAACAACAUGGGAGGUGUAUAUUAUAAUCAAAGCAAGCAAGAAGAGGCCGUUUCUAUGUACGAAAAGUCACUCAAGAUUAAAUUGUCAGUCUUUAGUCGUGAUCAUCUCGGUGUCACUACGUCAUAUAACAAUCUAGGAUAUGUGCAUUUUCAUCAGGAUCAAAAGAAUAUUCCAGGUCUUACCAAUGAAGAUGAAGUUAGUAUGACAUUUUUUAUUUAA